AUGGUUAAUCUCCCAUCUCCAAAAGUAACUGAGUCUGGUGGCGAUCAAGCUACAACAACUCGUGCGUCUUCGGAAUAUCAAGGGUUUGACCACAACGAAAUUAGACAGUUAGCUAAGAUCUUAACCAAUGAUAAUGACGACUCGACAAAGUCAAGUUUGAUCCGACAACUAUCGCAUAUGAGUAAUGUCCCUGGUAUAAACCCAUGCGACUCAAACAACCUCCCUCCUCAACUAAAUCCAAAUUGUGAUCAAUUUGAUUCUAAAUUGUGGAUAAAGAAUUUGAAAAAACUUUAUGAAUCAGAUCCAGAGUAUUGGCAGCAUUCAAAGUUGGGUGUUGUUUAUACAAAUUUGCGUGUAUAUGGGAUUGCAAAUGAUGUUGAUUACCAACCCACGGUCACAAAUCUUCUUUGGAAAUUAGGUGGUGAAGCCUUCAGAAAGUACUUUCGAAAAAAUGACAAGACUCAAUACUUUGAUAUAUUGAAACCAAUGGAUGCCAUUAUGAAACCCGGGGAACUUACUGUUGUUUUGGGUAGACCGGGUGCAGGUUGUUCCACAUUACUAAAAACCAUUGCUGUCAACACCUAUGGAUUUCAUGUCGCUAAAGAAUCAAAGAUUUCCUACGAUGGUUUAACUGCCCAUGAUAUAGAAAAACAUUUCCGAGGUGAGGUUAUUUAUUCAGCCGAGACAGAAGUCCAUAUACCUCAUAUGACGGUUGGUGAUACUUUAGAAUUUGCUUCCCGGUUGCGAACUCCACAAAAUCGAGGUGUGAAUAUAGAUAGAGAAACUUAUGCUAAACACAUGGCUGAUGCUUAUAUGGCGACAUAUGGAAUUUCCCACACGAGAAAUACUAAAGUCGGUAACGAUAUUGUGAGGGGGGUCUCUGGUGGAGAACGGAAACGUGUCUCCAUUGCCGAAGUUUCAUUAAGUGGUGCUAAAAUCCAGUGUUGGGAUAAUUCAACGAGAGGGUUAGAUUCGGCAACUGCAUUAGAAUUUAUACGAGCAUUGAGAACCUCUGCCAAAAUUUUAGACUGCACUCCGGUGGUGGCAAUCUACCAAUGCUCUCAAGACGCUUAUGAUUUAUUCGAUAACGUUAGUGUUUUGUAUAAGGGUUAUCAGAUUUAUUAUGGUAAAACCACAAUGGCUAAAGACUUUUUCGUUAGAAUGGGGUAUAAAUGUCAACCACGACAAACCACUGCUGAUUUUUUAACAUCAUUAACUAACCCAGCCGAAAGACAGACUCUACCAGAAUUUGAAGAUAAAGUACCUCGAACUCCACAAGAAUUUGAAAGUUAUUGGAAACAGUCGCCAGAAUAUGCUGAAUUGAUGAAGAAAAUUGAUGGAUAUUUUCUUGAUUGUGAAAACUUGAACACCAAAGAAAUUUUCCAUCAGGCACAUGUUGCCAAACAAUCGAAUCAUAUUCCUCCUUCCUCUCCGUAUCGAGUUUCCUUCUUCAUGCAAAUUAAGUAUUUAGUUGGAAGAGAUUUUAAGCAAUUAAAAGGUAAUCCAUCAUUGGCAAUUUUUAGGGUCUGUGCGCAAAUAAUAAUGGGGCUUAUUUUGUCAUCUGUAUUUUAUAAUUUGCCAUCUACAACAGAAUCAUUUUACUAUCGUGGAGCAGCAUUAUUUUAUUCUGUUUUAUUUAAUGCAUUUUCCUCGUUGUUGGAAGUCAUGACGAUGUACGAAACUCGACCAGUUGUUGAAAAGCAUCGGAAAUUUGCCUUGUAUUGCCCCUCUGCUGAUGCCUUGGCAAGUAUCAUAUCUGAAUUGCCCAUCAAAUUAGCGUCAUCAGUUUCAUUCAACCUUGUUUUCUAUUUUAUGGUCAAUUUGAGACGUGACCCAGGCCGGUUUUUCUUUUAUUGGUUGAUGAAUAUAUGGGCAACAUUGGUGAUGUCCCAUUUUUUCCGGACCAUUGGUGCUGUGACAACGUCAUUGGCAGGAGCAAUGACCCCUUCAACCAUCUUAUUGUUAGCCAUGGUUAUUUACACUGGAUUUGUCAUUCCUAAACCAAGUAUGUUGGGAUGGGCCAGGUGGAUUACUUAUAUUAACCCUGUUGGAUAUAUAUUUGAGUCGAUCAUGGUCAAUGAGUUUUAUGACCGUCAAUUUGAGUGUUCGCAGUAUAUUCCGUCUGGACUUGGAUAUGAGAACGUUGAUUCGAAGAAUAAAGUGUGCACGGCAGUAGGGUCAGUUCCAGGAGAACCAUUUGUUGACGGGACCAACUACUUGAAAUAUGCUUACGAAUAUUAUAAUUCCCAUAAAUGGAGAAACUUGGGUAUUGCUAUUGCGUUUGCUAUUGUAUUCUUGGGAGUUUAUAUAUGGUUAACUGAGUAUAAUAAGGGAGCAAUGCAAAAGGGUGAAAUUGUAUUGUUUCUCAAAAGUGGGUUGAAAAAACAUAAAAGACAGAGUCAAAAAGCUGGUGGUGCCACUACUGGCAGUAUUGAAGAUAUUGAAACAGGUCAAUUUAGCAAUGACAAAUUAGUUUAUCCAAGUGACAUAGAAGAAGAAGAAGAUGGAGAUAUUGCCACCGAUAAGAGACUCGAUCUUUCCGGUAAUAGGAACCAGCAAGAGAUUUUUUUUUGGAAAGAUUUGACGUAUCAAAUUAGAAUAAAAAAAGAGGAUCGAAUCAUUUUAGACCAUGUUGAUGGUUGGGUUGUUCCUGGACAAAUCACGGCAUUAAUGGGUGCUACUGGUGCCGGUAAAACAACUCUAUUGAAUUGCUUGUCGGGGAGACUUACUGUUGGUGUUGUGACGGAAGGAGCCAGAUUGGUUAACGGUCAUUCACUAGACUCGUCUUUUCCAAGGUCGAUUGGGUAUGUUCAGCAACAAGAUUUACAUUUACCGACUUCAACUGUAAGAGAAGCAUUCCGGUUCUCAGCAUAUUUGCGACAACCCAACUAUGUGUCCAAGCAAGAAAAAGACGAAUAUGUUGAAUACAUAAUUGAUUUAUUGGAUAUGAAAACCUAUGCUGAUGCAGUAGUUGGUGUUGCCGGUGAAGGAUUAAAUGUUGAGCAGAGGAAAAGAUUAACCAUUGGAGUAGAAUUGGUUGCCAAACCCAAACUAUUGUUGUUUUUGGAUGAACCAACAUCAGGGUUGGACUCGCAAACUGCUUGGUCAAUUUGUAAAUUGAUGAGAAAAUUGGCAGAUCAUGGACAAGCUAUAUUGUGUACAAUACAUCAACCGUCUGCUCUUAUUAUGGCUGAAUUUGACAGACUUUUAUUUUUGCAAAGAGGCGGUCAAACGGUGUAUUUUGGAGAGUUGGGACAGAACUGUCAAACCAUGAUUGAUUAUUUUGAAAGAAAUGGCGCUGACCCAUGUCCUAAGGAAGCCAAUCCUGCCGAAUGGAUGCUAGAAGUUGUUGGUGCUGCACCGGGGUCACAUGCUAAGCAAGAUUAUUUUGAAGUAUGGAGAAACUCUAGUGAGUAUAAAGCUGUUAAGGACGAGAUUAGUAGAAUGGAAACUGAAUUAUCAAAGUUGUCUCCAUUACUGCUGUCAUCUAACGGACGUGAUGAAAAAGAGUCCCGAUUAACAUAUGCAUGUCCUCUUUGGAAACAGUAUUUGUUGGUAACGUGGAGAACUAUAGUAGAAGAUUGGCGAACUCCAGGGUACAUUUAUUCCAAACUCUUUUUGGUGGUUUCGUCUUCAUUAUUCAAUGGGUUUUCGUUUUUCAAAGCCGACAAAACUAUCCAAGGGCUACAGAAUCAAAUGUUUGCAAUUUUCAUGUCAUUUAUUCCAUUCAAUACUUUAAUGCAACAAAUGUUACCAUAUUAUGUGAAGCAACGUGAUUUAUUCGAGGUUAGAGAAUCGCCUGCCAGGACUUUUAGUUGGUUUGCGUUCAUUGCUGCACAAAUAACAUCGGAAAUCCCUUUCCAAAUUGUUCUUGGUACAAUUGCAUAUUUUUGCUGGUAUUAUCCUGUUGGGUUAUACAUGAAUGCUGAACCGACAAACCAAGUAGUUAGUCGUGGAGUAUUAACUUGGUUAUUACAGGUCUCGUUUUAUGUUUAUGUUUCGACCAUGGGACAUUUAUGUAAUUCAUUUCUUGAACUACCUGAUGCUGCUGCAAAUUUAGCAAAUUUAUUGUUUUCAUUAUGUUUGAUGUUUUGUGGGGUCUUAGCUGGUCCUAAUCAGCUCCCACGAUUCUGGAUAUUUAUGUAUCGAUGCAAUCCAUUUACUUAUUUGAUUCAAGCGAUAUUAUCUACAGGGUUGGCCAAUACCAGAGUUGUAUGUGCUGAGCAUGAAUAUGUGGUUAUUGAACCUCCCGCAGGUCAAACUUGUCAAGAAUACAUGCUGGCAUUCAUAACGAUAUAUGGAGGUUAUCUAUUACUGGCGAAUGAUACAAAGCCAGGUGUUUCCUGUAGCUAUUGUACAAUGGAUGAAACCAAUACGUUCUUGAAAUCGGUCAAUGCAUUAUUUAGUGAACGAUGGAGAAACUACGGUAUUUUCAAUGCAUUUAUUGUUAUUAAUGUUGUUCUUGCGAUUUUCCUUUAUUGGCUAGCUCGAGUUCCCAAAGGUAAUAGAGAAAGUAGAAUUAAACAUAAAAAGAAAGAAUAA
This is a messenger RNA of Candida dubliniensis CD36, 4542 nucleotides long. RefSeq names its product Cdr11p (gene CDR11). The transcript has a single exon. The record is from RefSeq and is a predicted model, not a curated record. Gene Ontology annotation, molecular function: ATP binding; ATP hydrolysis activity; ABC-type transporter activity. Gene Ontology annotation, biological process: xenobiotic detoxification by transmembrane export across the plasma membrane. The coding region runs from base 1 to 4542 and encodes 1513 amino acids. NCBI's taxonomy places the organism in Eukaryota, Fungi, Ascomycota, Pichiomycetes, Serinales, Debaryomycetaceae. Gene Ontology annotation, cellular component: membrane.